Emys orbicularis (European pond turtle) is the source of this 762-nucleotide messenger RNA. RefSeq names its product centromere protein H (gene CENPH). Gene Ontology annotation, biological process: mitotic spindle organization; kinetochore assembly; chromosome segregation. Gene Ontology annotation, molecular function: kinetochore binding. NCBI's taxonomy places the organism in Eukaryota, Metazoa, Chordata, Testudines, Emydidae. The transcript is spliced from 9 exons. The record is from RefSeq and is a predicted model, not a curated record. Bases 1 to 762 code for a protein of 253 amino acids. Gene Ontology annotation, cellular component: kinetochore; nucleus.
AUGGAGCCGCUGCAGCGAGUGAAGGACGCGUCCCAAACCCUGGGGAAGCUGGCGGCUCACAGCGCUGCCGCCGGUGGAUCCGUGGAGGCCGGGGCGGCCUCGGGGCUGGGAGCUGCGGCUGGCGAGAAGCUGGACCUGGUGACCCUGCUCCGACUAAGAGAACAAAUGAAACAGCAACUUAUGGAAUAUAAUACAACAGUUCAUGCAGGUGAAGAAAGCAUUCCAGACCAAGCCAUAGAAGAAAAGCUAAUUGAGGCUGCCACAGAAGAUCUGGAAAGAGAAAUGGAACAAGUGAAAGUCUCCUUUCAAAACAAAACACUGGUGUUACAAAGGAUCCAGCUUAUAGAUGCCCUCAGAACCAAACUGAGACACACUGAUGCUGACUCAAAGUUGAUCUUGGAAACUAUAAAACACAUCAUAAUGCUUAGUACUGCAAUACUUGAAUCUCAGCAGCAAGCACGUGAGUUGGAAGAAAAACUGAAUGAGAUUAAAAAAAGGAGAUUCGCACUAAAGCAAGCUGGAGAACACAAACUGCUACAGAUACACACUCUGAAGAAAAAACAAAAAGAGGAACUAGAGGGUAUGGAAGUAGGUGAAAUGUUAAAGAGAAUAUGUAGAAACUUGCAAAAAGAAACACAGAUGACUACGUUAAUUCAAAAUAUCUUCCAGGGCAUCAUUAUUGGAAGUAAAGUCAACUGGGCAGAGGAUCCAGUUUUGAAGGCAAUUGUUCUACAGCUUGAGAAAAAUGUGAACUGUAUCUGA